AUGGAACACUCAAUCCUUGAGCGAUUGGGGAUUGGUUGGAACGAUAGCGUUGGUGAAGCCAACGAGAAGCGAGUGAAAGAGUAUGACAGGCAGGUGGAGGAGGCAUUGGACUAUGUAGAGACUUAUCGCAAGGACUGGGAGAAAAAAGCCAAACAAGUGCAAGCGCCAGGGGCACUGAUUGAACAAAGACGUGCUUAUGAGAAAGGCUUCGUCACAGAGAAGGGGAAGACUCAGCUGGCAGUCUCAAUCAAGAUUGAAGAGCCACUGAGGAGUCUCUUGGCUGAAGCCAGAGAGGAUUUGGUGAAUUGCCUGCUGAGUGAAGGUAGCCGAUCGCGAGCUGAAGAAAUCGAAGACAGUCCCACUUGGGUGCCAGAUUUUGCCCACAUUCAAGAUGCUGAUUUGCACAUCACGGUUUGCAUUCCGAGCUUGUGGAGGGAGCCGGCCAGUGACCCUUCAGCCCACGAUUCUUACAACCGUGAAGUUGGCGCAGCGCUUCGAACAAUUGCAGCUGAUCAUGAAGCCUUUGUGCUGGAGCUGGACAGACUCCUACUUUCAAAAGACGGCUCACUCUUGGGCCUGUUCCGAACAGUGGGUGAAGCCAGCGGCGAUACCAAGGCUGAUAUACUCAGCGAUCGUGCAAGCGACACUUUGGACCCCAUGACUUCACUACGGUCAGAUGUCCUGUAUGUUUUUCUGGAGAAAAAGCUCUCGCACAUUCAGAGACAAAACGAGCUUGACUUGGCUCAUGCUCAUGAGCAUCCACAUCUUCUUAGACAGGCCACAAUUGUGAAAACUGUGGGUGGGUCUGCCCAUGGCUACAUCCAUUGCUCUUUGUGCCGCCUGGCUUUGGCACCGGAGCUUACAAAGCAGCCCGUUAACUGGAAGUUGCUACAUAGACUUUGCAGGUCAUGGACUGCCAAGCUGACCGGACGUAGAAUGGCAGUUCGUGCAUUUACUCUCAGUGAGAUGACUGGUUUGGGGCAAGGAAGGAACAAGAAUCCCUUCGACAAAGCGCUUCCUGGUUACAAGAAAUCAGCUUGA
Durusdinium trenchii is the source of this 1041-nucleotide messenger RNA. NCBI's taxonomy places the organism in Eukaryota, Dinophyceae, Suessiales, Symbiodiniaceae. The record is from the annotation of a GenBank genome assembly.